CCGGAAGGUUUCAGGUUUGAGGCCAAGCUGCCCGAUUGCCACUGAGCAUGGCACACACACACACAUGCUGCUCCCCAGGUUCUUGAGCUGCCCCCUGCUGACUGUGGUGAUGGGUAAAGCACAUUUCAUCCGUGCAGCGCUGGGCUGUACCAUUCACUUUAUUUUUGGUUUGUCUUGUAACUUCCUCAUCUAGGAGGAAGGCUCUGAGAGUUAUUUGUAUAAGACCUGAGAGAAAGUAGGAAGUAAAAAAAAAACCUCAGGGAUAAUUCAACCAGUUCCAGUCAAUGUUUUAUCGAGGUCAUCAUGGCUCUUGACCACAGCGUUCUCCUCCUCAUCGCCAUAAUCACAGGAAGUUACACCAGCAGUAAAGUCACUCAAGUGUCUGUAAAAGUUGGAAGUUCCAUAACGAUCCCGUGUGUGUACAGAGAGGAGUACAGAAACCAUGUGAAAUACUUGUGCCGAGGUUUCCAGUGGUCCUCCUGCACGGAUGUAGUCAAAACAAACAGACCUGAUCAGUCAGGAAAGUUUUCCAUCUUUGAUGACAAAUCACAGAGAGUUUUCAAUAUGACUAUCGGAGAUGUGACAAAACACGACACGGAUUACUGGUGUAUUGUGGAGAAAAGCGGUACUGAUGAUGGAGCAUACUUCCACCUGUCUGUCACUGACGGUACACCUGCUCUUUACGUGGACGAUCAGGAGGUUCAAGGGUUUCUUGGGGGUGAUAUAACCAUCAGGUGUUACCACAGCACCUCCUCUGGUGAGGUGGGGUGGUGCAAGUUAGGAGGGACGUGCGUCAAAGACGGGUGGGGAACCAUAGAUGGAAGACGUGUGAGCGUGAACUCGUCAGUCCCUCGUGUUUUCACCGCUACUCUGUACAACGUGACAAUACAGAGCAGCGGCUGGUAUUUGUGUUUCAAAGGAGACCUACAGAUGCCAGUGUAUGUCAAUGUCACUGACAGACCCAUCACCACCACAUGUUUAUCACCGACGACAACUAUUGAGUCAGGGAAGAUUUCAAGCUCCUCCUGGUACUUGGUGACCCUCCUCAUCCCUCUGGGGUUGCUGGUCUUUGCUGUCAUCGUUGCUGUGAUCGUCUGGUUCAUGUUGAAGAAACACAGCUCAAGCAAUCCCCAAACAUCAGCCAUGGCACAGAGUGAAAAGACAACAUACUGUAAUGUUGGUGUUAGAUUUGAAAAGUCGAAGCAGAGGCCCUCUGAAAGCAGUCAGGAUGUGACGUACAGUUCCGUUGUCAUCAAAAAGCCACAAAAAGCAAAAGAGGUUGAAUUGUCCAAUGAUACCGUUACCUACAGUACAUUGAAAGAAUAUAAAACAUCUUCCUAAGUUUUAUCUGUAUUUAUUGUUUCAAAGUUUACCACAGGUGUGAGUCAAAGUGUGUAAUUCUUAUUUCUCUCUAUGUCUGCUCCUGUAACGGAGUGGUGAAAUAUUCAUAUUCAAUACUUUGAAAAUAAUUAGCCAGUAAAUAUUAAUUUAAUAAUAUUGUUUGUUGUAAUUCUUGGCUUUGGCUGCUUACAUUUUUUUUAUUCCUUGUAUUUAGUAUUUAUUUGUUGUACAAAUAACUGCAUAAAAUAAAGCAACAUUGUCCACCAGUUGUUUAACAAUAUGUAUGUGCCUUUUUUGCAACAUUUUUUCAAUUCUCUAGGUUCAAUGGGAGGUUUUAAUGUUACUUAAUAUACAGAGCCAUAAUGUGUGUUUGCUUUUUAAUGUAAAUCUUGUAGUACUGUAUGUUACCAACCAGUAUUACUUUAUGAGGCAGGUAUUUUUCAAUAUAUAUUUAAUUGUGUUUUAAAUAACACGCAUAGCUACAUAAAUAUAUAUAUAUAAAAGUUCAUUAUCUUCCAUUAGUUAGUUGUGAUAUAUAAUAAUAAUGUUACAUUUAAAUAUUUAUUUUAUUUUAAGUGUCUUUCAAGGUCAAUUGUUGAAAGCCUAUCCCAUACUAUGCUACAUACUACAUUAUUCAAAUACCCAUACAUUUUGUUUUAGUUUAAUAGCCAUUAGUGGCUUCUUCUUGCACUAUACCGUACUUCCAUCAUCACUUCUAUCUACUGCCCUUUGUGACUUCAUUCAUCCGACUAUAUUUGUGAAAUAGUUUUAAAACACGUGAAUUAGUUCUUCUUCUUCUUUUUUUUUAAUGAAGAAACACUACUCAAGCUCGUUUAUUGCGUAAUAUUAUUUUUUUUUAAUUUUUUUUUUAAAGGAAGUUAAUUUUGCUCAGGCAUCUAAGUGGACCUUCCGGGUCCUGAGCCCAGGUUGUGAUAGGUCUGGUUCUGGUGUCGCUGCAGUCUCCUUCAGCUCGCCCUCCAACCGGUGACGCCUGCUCUAGCUGUGCGGUGUUAAGAACAUCCUAAGAAAACUCUCAAGUUCAACACUACCCUCAUCUACUCCUG
Molecule: messenger RNA, 2405 nt
Organism: Cynoglossus semilaevis (tongue sole)
Lineage: Eukaryota; Metazoa; Chordata; Actinopteri; Pleuronectiformes; Cynoglossidae
Exons: 9
Coding region: 304-1341 (345 amino acids)
Cellular component (GO): plasma membrane
Molecular function (GO): transmembrane signaling receptor activity
Source: RefSeq, a predicted model, not a curated record